Molecule: messenger RNA, 2556 nt
Organism: Ruditapes philippinarum (Manila clam)
Lineage: Eukaryota; Metazoa; Mollusca; Bivalvia; Venerida; Veneridae
Product: beta-1,3-galactosyltransferase 1-like
Exons: 1
Coding region: 239-1393 (384 amino acids)
Cellular component (GO): membrane
Molecular function (GO): hexosyltransferase activity
Source: RefSeq, a predicted model, not a curated record
UCAUCAUCAUCAUCACUAUUACGAGUACAUGUACUUUUAUCAUAUUAACCAACACCUCAAAAACAAAACACUUAAAAAAGAGCAUUCCUUUUAAAAACUUACUUCAAUGAAAAUGCAAGGUUAAUAAAACGCUGUUGCUUAAUUUUCGUUUCAGAUCGCAGCUUUGAUUUUCACCUGAACUCUCGAAAUCCUGAUUCUUUAAAAAGGGAACUUGAAACAAGCAAAGCAGAAAGGAUUUAUGUUAUUGGUACGUUUCAAAUCAAACCAUGAAUUUCCAGCUAAUUACAUUAUAAAUUUAAUCAGCAGAAUAGCGAAUCUGGCCAUGUUACGACAGUUAAAGAAAUGCACGAUUUUUGCCACUAUCACAGUGUUAGUAUUUGUAAUAUUUACAAAUUCAUUGCUGUAUUUGGAGCGAUAUCAGACUGAAUAUUUCCAUCUGGACACGGAUGCUUAUUUUGAAGAUGCUAAAGAUUUAAAGUACCCUGUCAAAGUACAGCCGUAUUUGUUCCGACUUAUAAAUGCGUCUAAUCCGAGUGUUCCAUUAACCAUAAGUGCGCCUUAUGUUAUUGAGAACCGUCAUCGUUGCCGUUCUGUGAAGAAUCUUACGAUGAUUGUUGUAGUUAAUUCAGCGACAGACCAUUUUGAACAGAGACAGAGUAUAAGAGCAACUUGGACAAACGACACGUAUUACUCGUAUUUAGCAACAGUCAGAGUUGUGUUUCUUGUCGGCAGAACUGUGAGUCACGUUGUCCAAUCUGCGCUUGAAAUGGAGUUCGAAAAGUAUAAGGAUAUUGUACAAGGAGAUUUUAUAGAUUCCUACACCAACCUUACACAUAAAGGUGUGAUGGGUUUUAAAUGGAUUACGGAGAGAUGUCGCAAUGCGGAGAUGAUUCUGAAAGUUGAUGACGACAUUGUAGUCAAUAUGUUUCUGUAUCUCUAUAAAUUAAAACAUUCUAAAGCGCUACAAAAGGCAAACGUAUAUUGUGAAUACAAAUCCGAGCCUAUAAACAGAGAUUUUACAUCAAAAUGGUAUGUUGAUGAAAGUCAUUUCAAAGGAGUAAAAAGAUAUCUGAAAUUUUGCAAAGGAAAGUUUGUGAGUAUGACGAAUGAUAUAAUGCCAUCUUUAUAUCUAUCCGCCUCGAAGUCGCCGUUUUUUCAUAUCGAUGACGUUUUGUUGUUUGGAUAUGUCCUGCAUAAGGUUCCAGGAUUGAAGUAUGAAACGUUCAGUGACAGUGAUUGGCAGGAGAUAACUAAUGAAGCAAAACACUGUUUAGAUACCAAAAAAGAAAAAUGUACAUACAUUGCCAUGCAGGCCGGUUACAAGGAGGACGUGUUAAAUAUUUGGUCGAAAGUAGUCAAACACUUUAAACGUAGUUUUAAAGAUAAAUCAUAGCCACAACAAAAGUGAAUAAUAGUUCUACUACUUUUAUCAUUCAUUAGAAUAUCCUAUUUUUAAAAAAAUAUUAAUUUAAGCCUAAAAUACACAAAUAAGACGUGUGAAGAUAAACAAGUUUAACAAUUAAAUAUUUUAUCAAUAUGUGUUUGUUUUACGAUGUCAAGAAUUUCUAAUGACGUUCGUUUAUUUAAAUCAAACUGUUUGUAUUUUUAAGCUAUUGUAGAAAUCUACGCUUUUAAUGAAUAAAAUGUUUUAAGCAAUCUACUUGAAUAUUGCGCGUUUGAGACAAGUUCAUUUGUUAUACAUGUUUUUACGAUAACGUAACAUAAAAAUUUAAACCAGAUAAUUUUUGGGAAGUAUGUCUAAUAUCUCAACACUCAAAAAAUAAAUCACAAGGAGGUAUUUUAAAUUGACAACACAUGUCUGUUAAACGUUAAAGGGACUCCACGGGAGAUAAUGACAUAUUUCUAGAGAUAAAAUUUAUCGAGAUCGAGAAGUUGUGUAUAAAAUUUCAGAUCAUUCGCUACCUCCGUUUCUUUCCAGAAUAAUUUGUAAAAAAUGAACCAAAAUUGAAAAGCGUUGCAACGCUUUUCACUAAAAUUUGGCUAAGAAUAGAACAAAAAUACGAUUUUCAUAUUUUUUCCGAGUAUAUUUCUUAAGUAUUUUUUUCGCAUGUCUUUCUAUUUUAAGUGCCCGAAAUGAUCUAUGUACGAAAUUUAAAUUAUGUUUUUACGAUUUUUGACCUCAGUGGAGUUCCUUUAACUUGUUCAUGUAAUUAAACAUUUUCUUCUUAAAAUAUAAACACAAAAUCAUCUGUUAUUAAUGCUGAAGCUUUCACAAUGGUUUACAGAAGUUUUGAUGGUAAUUUAUCAUAAUUGUGAUGUAUUUCAGUGCAAAACAAUUCAGAAUCUUCUAUUACCAUUUACCAGCUUUACCAAUUGUUUGGCUUAUAUUUGUCUGCAUAUUACAUUUUUUAAAGGGAGCUUUUUCGGAAUAAUUUUCUGGUUACUAAAAUAUAUAGUAAUAAAUUCAUUUACCUAACGUAUCUAUGAAAUACAAUUAUAAACACACUAGGUAAGGCAAAUUUUAUUCUUUACCCCCUGUAUUUGAUACGUUUGGAAGACGUGUUUGUUUUACAAAUAUAGCUUGAGAUAGUUAUA